Cuculus canorus (common cuckoo) is the source of this 8622-nucleotide messenger RNA. It is a transcript of the gene MIER2, whose product is annotated as MIER family member 2. Gene Ontology annotation, biological process: negative regulation of transcription by RNA polymerase II. The transcript is spliced from 12 exons. The record is from RefSeq and is a predicted model, not a curated record. Gene Ontology annotation, molecular function: transcription corepressor activity; histone deacetylase binding. Gene Ontology annotation, cellular component: nucleoplasm. NCBI's taxonomy places the organism in Eukaryota, Metazoa, Chordata, Aves, Cuculiformes, Cuculidae. Bases 4229 to 5998 code for a protein of 589 amino acids.
GAGCGCGACGCCUGGGGCCUGGUGAGGGGCCCUUCCCCCCACGGGGCGGGCAGGGCCCGGCGAGGGCUCCCGGGCCCGGGGCAGGCAGGGCGCCGGGAGAGAGAAGUGUCAGGCCCUGGAGGCCCAGGGUGAGAGGGAUGUGGGGCUGCUGGCAGGGACUCCCAGCAGAGCGAGGAAAGGGGAUUGUAGAGAAGAGGGAGCUGGGCUCUUCUCCCAAGUGACAGGGGACAGGACAUUGGGAAUGGCCUCAAGCUGCGCCAGGGGAGGGUCAGAAUGGGUAUCGGGGUAAAAUUUUUCACAGGAAAGCUCAUGGAGGCCUGGCAGAGGCUGCGCAGGGAGAGGAUGGAGUCCCCAUUCCUGGAGGGAUUUAAAAGACGGGCAGACGAGAUGCUCAGGGACAUGGUUUAGUGGCAGAUAGGAACGGUUGGACUCAGUGAUCAAAGAGGUCUUUUUUCUGACCUGGUGAUUCUAUGAUUCUGUGAGGUGUGUGGUGGGAUCUGGGCAGCAGGAAAACAGGAAGGGAAUGUGGGAAUAGCAGGGGACUGGGGAAGGUGGUGGGAAUGCUUCAGUUGAGACUGGGGAGUUGUCUCACUGCGGGUCAGGUGGGCAAGGGGAAUUGUGUCUGAUGCCAGGCUGGGAUGCUCCUGCUUUCUCUCCCUGUGCGUCAUGACAAAACGUGAUGGCCAUUUCACCAGCACACUUAUGGUAAGUGUUGCCAUUGCCUGUUGGGUCUUUAACACCCUUAAAACAUUCCUGUCUUGCUGUAACGGCGAUGGUGGCAUGUCCACCCUUCAUUUCCAUGAUGAGAACCUUGGAGUGACCACGACGUGGGAAAAGGAUGCUGGGAAGACAUCGAGGUAGCUGGCUGCUCCGCCACAGGAACACCACAAGCUGAGACAACUUCUGUUCGACGGCAGGGCUUUGCACUCAGGGUAUUUCAGUGUUCUGCGAGGAAGGGUCUGUCUGGCCACCACUGUCCCAUCUGGAGUGGUCUGGUGUUGGCUGCCGCCUUUGGUGGAGCACCAAAGUGCCACAUUCAUCUGUGCGAAAGCUUUACUGCACCGCAUUGACAUUGUUCACACAGGUCUCUUCCUCCUGGGAAGAUCCAGGAUCUGUCCCUGUCUCGCAGAUGUGAUUUGAACUGCAAAGCGUCUCUGGUGCCAUCACAACGGUGCGUGAGCUGGGCUCUGGUUUUCCUGAGCAGUGCAGGAGAUUCCCUAUGUGUCUGGUCCUCUGUUCAUUCCCUGCUUUUCCAGGUGCAUACCUUACAGGGUGAAUUCGUGGCCGUCCAUACUGCUUCCCUCUAGCUACAGCUGGAGUUUGUAGAAAUGGACCCACCUGAAGUAGAUGGACAAGGUAAAGGAGCAAGGAACAUUUCCUUUGCUGAAUCUGAAACACAGUUAUAAAGCUCAGGAAACCAUGUUAGCUGCUGAAGUUUUAACACUGGGAAAGGAAAACUUCUUUCCUCACUUUCUUGCAAGAGCGGCAUCAGCCUGCAGCAUUUUCCGUGGCAGUUCUCUGGAGAAACACAGUUCACCUUGCACAGGGGACAGCUUUGUUGGGGCAAAAAGCUCAGGCUUUUCCUCUGCUUGCAUUUCCUAAAACACAGCUGUUGCUUUGUUCCAUAUGUUUCCAAACUGCAAUCCAGAAUUAAGGAGGGAACACUGGAGUCAUCCAGAAAUGCAAAGAGCAAGUGAUUGUUUGAUGUUUGCGUGAUUCAAAAGAGGAGAGUGAGUCUUGUGCCCAAAAAGCAGAGACUGAUGGAAGAAAAGGAGCUGCUGGCAAACUUAAAGCAGAAUUAAAGGAAUUUAUUGUCCCUUUCCCCUACCAGUUCAAUGGCCCAUGGAUACAGGAGGCAUUUUUCCAGCAUCAUGCUGCACUAUCAGAAUAAAUGGAUCUCAGCACUGUGACCUUCUGUGGUGGCCAAAGCUGUCACCUGUGUUGGGAACAUCCUCACCUUGACCAAGAUCCGCUCUGGGUCUGUAGGUGCCUGGUAGUGCCUAUGGGUUGCUCUGGUGUUCGGAUGCAAAUGACACUGUUGUGUGUUCUGCCUUUUGUGCGCCGUUUGGGUUUGAAGUGUCAAACUGCAGCUACCUUGCCUUCAAAGUAAAUAACUCCACGUCAACAGUCACUGAAAUCAGAAAUGUUCUCUGCCAUAUUUAGUUUAAACCAGACUUGCCUUUCUUCCCCCAUCUCCUCCUUUGACUCUUGUUUCUCUGGUCUUCUGGAUUUGUAAAUAACCUGAGGGAUCAUUUGUCUUCACACACAUUGAAUUUGGGUGUAGAAUGGGCUGGUUACUUUUCCCAUCGCUUGUUUCUCCUCGGCCCAAACACAGCAGUGCUGCUUAUUUCAGGGUGGUUGCAGCUUGCAGCAGUUCUCGCUCAAAUGCCACCUUAUGUCUUUGGAGAAGUAAACUUGUGAUGAGUUACCGGAUUGCUGUCCUGUUGUACUGGCCGUUACUCUUCAUUUCAGCACCCAGUUGUUAGCGUAAGAUCUCAUCGUUCCCAAAGUAUUCCUGACAUGUUUCCAAACGAGCUCAUCCACUGUGAACAGUUUCAAUCUUUGUGUUCAAAGUCCUUCAUGUGUGGCUCCUUAUUGAUCCUGUGUGAAGGAGGUACUAUCUGAAUCAUUGUCUUGGGGAAAGAGAGUUCUGCAGAGUGCUCCAGACUGGAGGAAGUGCAGACCUCACCCUUAUCUCCUUCAUAGAAUGGUGAUUUUUGCUUGGGAGGAUUCAUCUGGGAGGGUUUUGUACUUGGUCGCAUUCCAGCAAAGUCCAACAAAGUGACAUUGACACUUAGCUAAGUUACAAAGCUGUUUCCUGCUAUGCCCAUCCUCAUAAUUCAGCUGUCCGCAUCCUUUCUAUCUGCUUCUGUUAUUAUCCCAUAACUCUCUUUUCAUAGCGUGCACAGUCCCUGGGCUCUACCAGCAGCCAGGCAAAGUGGUCUCCACUGGGGUUUUCCUCCCGCUCAUCAUCAGGCACUCGGGGAUGCAGAGUUGGAGCACAGUAUGUGCUCCAGUUGGACCAGAAGUGUCCUCCUUUUAGCAGUCCUGGUGGAGGAAGGAGCAGGAAUUCCAGAGCUGCUUCAUAGAUCCAUUCCCUCCUUCCUGGUCCUUCUCUCACAUGGCAACAUCUUUCCAGGCCCACUGGUAUCGUAGCAGUGGUUGUACCAAGGAAACAGCUGCCUCUCGGGCUGUGAUGGAAUUUGCAGUAGAUGUGUUAAUCCCUGAAGGCACUAACUCAGAGCCCAAAGCCUGGGGUUGCUUGUUUGGGCUGUACUUUGCUGUGCUACAAGAGGAUGAAUUUUGGGGUGAAGCUUUACAGUGUUUUAAGUAGGUCGCACGAGCCUCGUCCUGCCGCUGUGUGGAUGUCCUGGCUCCAGUGACUAAGUGAGCAAUAAUGUGUGGCUGCCAUUGUUCAUGGCCAAGGAUCACAAACAGAUGCCACUAGUGGCCGGGAGACUGACACUAUGAUUUUCUUCUGCGGUCAGAUGCUCUCAGUCACCUGAAGGCACUGCUUAAUAACCUGCUUGCUCCCUGCCUCCGCUGAACUUGAUGAGCAGCACUUCUCCAUGCAGCAGCCCAAGGAGCAGCAGCCAUCUGGGGUUGUUUUUCAGGCCUCAGCCCAUCCUGCUCCAUGAACACCUGAUUGAGUACUGAAUGCCAGAAACCCACUGCCUGUUCUCUGUGUCUCCCUGUCUCACCGUCUCGCACCUUCCCAGCCCUACCAGCUUCUUUUGCUGCCGGCUCGGCUCUAGAUUUCUUUCCUCACCCCUCCGAGCCUCCUGGAUGCAGUGAGGCAUCAGGGAGAAGCCAGUGUGUUGCGGCCGGUUGAUUGCCUCUCCAAGGAGUGGGGCAUUUCAUGGCAAUGUUGUCUUCUGACAAGCAGGAUGUGUGUGUUCAGGAUAAUGGCUUAGGGUCGAAAUCCUUCUACAGAAAAAUGUAAGCCUUAAGGAUAUGAGGUGCAAGGAGAAAUAGUGGUGUGCUGAAGACAGAAAAGAUAGAAUGGAAACGCUGCCUUGGGCAGUUAGAGACUGAGGGGAAGGUGGUGAAUCUGUAGGAGAGGAAGCCUGGAAGAGCUGUUAAAGACAGUUGACUGGAGCUCUUUAUGCACAAUGCAGUUUCUGAUGCUGCCCUGGGUGGGUUUUGUUAACUUUUGCUUUGAAAUGAAGUUACUUGCAUUUGCUGGUGGGGUUGAGCGGCUGGAGGUGCGUUGCAUUUUCAAGGAGAGAUGUCUCAGCUGUGUUUUUCUCUUUUCUUGAAGGCCUCGGUUGGCCGGCAGAGCCCGAGGGUGGUGCCAUACCCAGCCCGCAGUUUAUGUCCUGGAGAGCCUGGCCUUCCGAGUACAGCAGUUGUGUCAAUGGGCUCAGCCGAUCACCGACUGAACCUAGCAGAAAUCCUGUCACAGAACUACGGCGUACGGGAGGAAAGGGAAGAUGAUGAUACUCAGGAGAAGCAGAAAUCGAUAGAGGAGCUGGAGAAGAGUUUCAGUGCCUCUCAGAGCAGUGAAAUGCCAUUUGAGGAGCUGCUUGCACUUUAUGGCUAUGAGGCAUCCGAUCCUAUCUCGGAGCAGGACAGUGAGAGCAAUGAUAUUACUCCAAACCUCCCAGAUAUGACUCUGGAUAAGGAACAAAUAGCGAAGGAUUUGCUUUCAGGGGAAGAAGAGGAGGAGACACAGUCUUCAGCUGAUGAUCUGACUCCAUCCGUCACAUCCCACGAUGCAUCGGACCUAUUCCCAAACCAACCUGGCUCAAACAGCUUCCUUGCUGAUGAAGACAAAGAGCCAUGUUCAUCUCCCUGUGCCUCCUCCAUGGCUGAGGAUUCAGAGGAGGAUUCCAUCCCAUCCAACGACUGUAAGAAGGAGAUCAUGGUCGGACCUCAGUACCAAGCCACUGUUCCCAUCCUCCACAUAAGCAGGCAUGGUGAAAAAGCCUACGAGAAUGAAGACCAGCUGCUUUGGGACCCAAACGUGCUCCCAGAGAGAGAGGUGGAAGAGUUCCUGUACUGUGCAGUGAAGCGGCGAUGGGAGGAAUUGUCUAGCAGCGGCCUGCCAGAAGGAGAGAUGGUGAAGGACAACGAACAGGCUUUAUAUGAGCUGGUUAAAUGCAACUUUAAUGCAGAAGAGGCGCUGCGGAGGCUACGGUUCAAUGUGAAGGUCAUCAGAGAUGAACUUUGUGCUUGGAGUGAGGAAGAGUGUAGAAAUUUUGAACACGGCUUCAGGGUCCAUGGGAAAAACUUCCAUCUUAUCCAAGCAAACAAGGUCCGUACUCGGUCAGUGGGCGAGUGUGUGGAGUAUUACUACAUGUGGAAAAAAUCAGAACGCUAUGACUGCUUCACUCAGCAGACUCGUUUAGGAAGGAAGAAGUACGUCCUCCACCCUGGAGCCACGGAUUUCACCGACAACGACUUGGAUGGGGGUGAAGUAGAAAACGCCAGUCGUUCUCGGAGCUCCCCACCGAUUCCUUCUGCAACGAGCUGCCUGGAUUCUCACUUUGGCCAAGAUCAGCUGGCAAUAGAGAGCGCAGAGCCCCUGAGUGUGGAGAGCACAGCCUGCAGCCUGGGCAGCAUGAGUGAAUCGGGGCAAGGCUAUGAGUGCAGCACUCCUGUGGAGACGAAUUGUUCCUUUGACCCCACGGAGGAGACGUCCUCGGGCGCCAUCUCAGCUUCCUGCACGCGACACACAGUCAGCCCCUCAGGAUCAGGGCUUUUUGCUUUGCCACCAACAGGACCAGGACUAGCGGAGAAGCAGGAGACGUUGCAGAGCUCUGGUGAGACGAUAACCAUGGACUUCACUCUCCCUGUAGACAUUAAUGAGGGUUUGCCUUUAAUUGCUGGCCCUGUGGAUUUGGACAGAGCCCCAGAGGCAGUGGUGGCCCCUGCGCAAGUGUCCUUAUCGGUCACAGAUUUUGGCCUCAUUGGCAUCGGAGAUGUAAAUAGUUUUCUGACUGCUCACCAGGCUUGCCCAGCGCCUGUGGCUCGGUCGGAGCCUUUGUCGCAGUGAGAGUCUCCAAUCACAAACUUGUCACAGACCCAGCAAGGACUUGGACCUGACUGAGUAAAACCCUGGAACUUCCACUGUUCCGCAGGGACAGUUUGGAGCUGUUGGUCAGAAUCCGUCUUUCCAUCCUCCUUGAUCCAAGGCUGCAGUGAAACCAAACACCUUUCUGCUCCAGUGCGUUCUGACAGUCACCAAAGCUGGGGAGGGGGUCCAUCGCCCCCCGUUCCGCUGGCCGCAUGUCACCCCAAGGACCGCCAGGCUGUUCGGAGAGCCCCUGCCCUCGGGCCAGGGAGGUGUCCCUUAGCCCCAGUGCGACAGUCUGAGUGCAGAGAUGCUUUGAGAACAGGGAUGUAUCACCGGCACUUGAGGGGGGCUGGGAUGGAGGAUGCAAUCUGAAGGUCUGAGAGCUUAGGGAAUCCACAGGGAGCACACUCCACCCGGGCUGCAGGGCAGUUUGCUCACAGAGAUGAACCUGGCGAUGCCAAAGGAAGAUGAGGAAUCUUUGCCCUUCACCCACAGAUAGAGCGUCACGAUAGAAGUCAUUGUCCCCGUUCCCCUCCCAACAGCGAUCCCGCACUCUUGUGCUGUGAGCGGCAGGCGCGCGUGCUGCCCUUUUCAAACCUCUCGCAGCUCUGCGUGUCUUUCAGCUUGCUCUGCCGCCAGCCACAGGUGGGAUGGGGCCUGGUCCAGGCGUGGAGCAUCAGGGCUUGGAAAGAGAUAGCGUGUGGUGCAGCAGGACUGUGUCCUCCUCGCCUUCCCUUGUAGUGCUGGGCUGUGGAGAACUUGUACUGGGAUUCAGGAGAGUUUCUGGACCCACAAAGCGAUGCUGAGCCCUUAGAGGGGUGCGGUGCUGCCCUUUCUGUCACUGACGGCGAAUGACUUGAUCCCUGCUGACUGGGGACAAAUGCAAGUGAAAACGUCUGUAACUUCCCAGUUCAUUCAAACUGUUUAUUAGCUGUGGGAGGAAGAGGAGGUGGAGAAGGAGGCACCGAGUCCCCAGUGCCACCAGUUCCGGGCAGGAGAGCACAGCAGUGUCUGCGUCGCACAAAAUCCCUCUGUUUUCUGAGAGGAAGCAUGUCUGUGCUGCCAUUCUCAGUGCUUCGAGGAGGUAAUGAGGGGGAUUCCGAUGGUGGGCAGCAUGGUGGGAUGCCUGUGGGUGUACUGGAGUCUGGAGUCACUUCAGUUCUCAUGCGUAUUCCAGGUCUGGGGGUGUUUGCUACUGGCUUAAAUCCAUGUGUUUUCCUUCCCCUUUUCCCCCAUGCAGGGAAUGCUGUGCUGGGCAAGGCUCUGAUGCUGAUUUUCCUUCUUCCAGCCACUUGCUGCAUUUGGGAAGGGUUUGGAUUGAGGUUCUUUGCUUGUUUUGGGGCUGCCGUGGGUGUGUGGAAGAUGACUAAAACCGUGACCCCAAAUCCUCCUUUUCCCCAGCACUGUGGAGUUGCACUCAGCCCUGCAGUGGGAGCACAGAGACGGCAUCAGGCAACUUCCUAGGAUGGCAGGAUCACACCUUGUCUCUCAUUUUCGAAGCCCGAGGCUCAUUUUUUUUGUGUUAGCUUUGUGCUGAGGUGCGGAGUCCAGGUACCCCCAGGUGCCCUGAGCGCAGGCAUCGCUUUGUCAGCUGGACAUGGUAACCAGACGUCGCUGCUCCGGCUGCUCCCAGCUGCUGGAAACAGCUGAUACAAGUGCCCGCUCCAUAGUGGAACUGCCCAGGCUGUGAUUCCCCUUUUCUCGGGGAGAGAGGAAGCUCCUUGGCUGACGGGAGAAGAAGAGGCAGAGUGAGAACACACGGGCAGCCCUCCCAGGGAGGGCCAGGCCCUGGCACCUCUCCUUCAGCCAGGAACGUUCUUAGUUUUCCUGAAACCAUUUUUUUUUCUAUUUGGUUUGUUUCAAGCCCUGACGAAAGGAGAGGGGAGGCUGGGGGAGGCAAAAAUGUCCCUUAUUUAUGUUCUUCAGUGUUGUUUACAGAUUCGCAUGGGGUCUUUCAACAUGAUUGCGGCGCUUUUUCCACGUAACUGUAAGGGAGAGGGGUGGAAAGGGCUGGGACAGGGAGGGGGAGUCGCUUGGGAAGGAGGUUUGGGUUUGGUUUUUGUUGGGGUUUUUGUUUUCCUCCUUACAAAGCACAUUCACUUUGAGCCACUCCCAGUGCUGGACUCUUCCCCCCCUUUCCCCCCAAGCCCUACACUGUGAAGUGAUACUGCCUUGAAGACCCCUCGAUGUUAUUUAUUUAAUUAAAAACCUAAUUUGAAAGUCAGCCAAAAGCCUGUUGUGUUUUGGGAGACUCGGAUGUCGCAAUUCUGUGCCUCGUGAUGGUGAAGCGAGAGAAGGGGUCCUUGACUUUUCUGUCUGAUCCUCUCCCAGCUGGGCAAGUGCUCCAUGGGCAGGAGUGGGAUCAGAGAAUCAUGGAAUGGUUUGGGUGGGAAAGGACUUCAAAGCCCAGCCAGUUUCACUCCCUGCCAUGGGCAGGGACACCUCCCACUGGAUCAGGGGCUCCAAACCCCAUCCAACCUGGCCUGGAACCCCUCCAGGGAUGGGGCAGCCACCACUGCUCUGGGCAACCUGGGCCAGGGCCUCCCCACCCUCACAGCAAAACAUUUCUCCCUAAGAUCUCAUCUCAAUCUCCCCUCUUUCAU